Messenger RNA from Budorcas taxicolor (takin), 1218 nucleotides. RefSeq names its product bone morphogenetic protein 8B-like. NCBI's taxonomy places the organism in Eukaryota, Metazoa, Chordata, Mammalia, Artiodactyla, Bovidae. Gene Ontology annotation, biological process: SMAD protein signal transduction. The transcript has 7 exons. Gene Ontology annotation, cellular component: extracellular region. Gene Ontology annotation, molecular function: growth factor activity; cytokine activity. Bases 1 to 1218 code for a protein of 405 amino acids. The record is from RefSeq and is a predicted model, not a curated record.
AUGGCCGCGCGCCCCGGGCCGCUCUGGCUGCUGGGCCUGGCGCUGUGCGCGCUGAGCGGCGGCGGCGUCCCCGGCCCGCGCCCCCCGCUCGGCUGCCCGCAGCGCCGCCUGGGCCCGCGCGAGCGCCGCGACCUGCAGCGCGAGAUCCUGGCGGUGCUCGGGCUGCCCGGGCGGCCCCGGCCCCGCGCGCCCCCCGCCGCCGCCCUGCUGCCGGCGUCCGCGCCGCUCUUCAUGCUCGACCUGUACCGCGCCGUGGCCGGCGACGACGACGAGGACGGCGGGGCCCCCGAGCGGCGCCUGGGCCGCGCAGACCUGGUCAUGAGCUUCGUCAACAUGGUGGAGCGUGACCCUGCCCUGGGCCACCAGGAGCCCCACUGGAAGGAGUUCCACUUUGACCUGAGCCAGAUCCCGGCCGGGGAGGCUGUCAUGGCCGCGGAGUUCCGGAUUUACAAGCUGCCCAGCACCCACCCGCUCAACCAGACGCUCCACAUCAGCACGUUUGAGGUGGUCCUGGGGCAGUCCCACAGGGAGUCUGACUUGUUCUUUUUGGAUCUUCAGACGCUCCGAUCUGGGGACGAGGGCUGGCUGGUGUUGGACGUGACAGCAGCCAGUGACCGCUGGCUCUUGAACCGUAACAAGGACCUGGGACUCCGCCUCUAUGUGGAAACAGAUGAUGGGCGCAGCGUGGAUCCUGGCCUGGCCGGUCUGCUGGGGCGACAGGCUCCGCGCUCCAAACAGCCUUUCGUGGUCACCUUUUUCAGGGCGAGCCCCGGCCCGGGCCCCGCCCGAGCCCCGCGGGCAGCGAGGCCCCUGAAGAGGAGGCCACCGAAAAGGACCAACGAGCUGCCGCCCCCGAACAGACUGCCAGGGAUCUUCGAUGACGUCCACGGCUCCCACGGCCAGCAGGUGUGCCGUCGGCACGAGCUGUACGUGAGCUUCCAGGACCUGGGCUGGCUGGACUGGGUCAUCGCCCCCCAAGGCUACUCAGCCUAUUACUGUGAAGGGGAGUGCUCCUUCCCGCUGGACUCCUGCAUGAACGCCACCAACCACGCCAUCCUGCAGUCCCUGGUGCACCUGCUGAAGCCGGACGCGGUCCCCAAGGCGUGCUGCGCGCCCACCAAGCUGAGCGCCACCUCCGUGCUCUACUACGACAGCAGCAACAACGUCAUCCUGCGCAAGCACCGCAACAUGGUGGUCCGCGCCUGCGGCUGCCACUGA